GGGAGCGGGGAGAAGACUGUCAGCCUCGGUGUUUCCAGAAACCCUGUCUGCUACAAGUGGCAGUCGGCCCGGGAUUACACGGUUAACACCGAGGUAUUACGUCUAUUGUGGGUUGUGUGAGCUGUCAAGACCGUGCUGGAUUUAGCUCGACGGGGAAGGUCUGUGGUCUGUUUGGAUAAUGAUACAUGUCCAUCAGCAGCAACAACAAGAACAGCGAACACAGGCCAGUCUGUCCAUCUGGGGAUGGGGGGGUCUUGGAGUUGUGCUUUUCCUCGUCACAUUUGGACCUUUUGCCAUAUUCUACCUGGCCUUUUACAUCUUCUGCUUCAUUGGAGGGGGCUUUGCAGUCACUUUGCUGUUUGGAAAGAUCAACUCCGAGAGACACCUGGAGAAGUGCGAGCAUUCUUAUCUGCCCCCCACCCAAAUUGGUAUAGCAAAGACAUUAGAUGAGAUGAGGCUUGAAAAUAAGCCCAUUAAAAUUGACAGGAGGCUGACCGGCUCCAGUUUCAUAGAUGAACCGCUGCAGCAGGUGAUCCAGUUUGCUUUGAGAGAUUAUAUCCAGUACUGGUACUACACGCUGAGUGAGGAUGAGUCCUUUAUAUUGGAGAUCAGACAAACACUGCAGAAUGCCCUGGUCCAGUUCUCUACAAGGUCUAAAGAGGUGGACUGGCAGCCUUACUUUACAACUCGUCUGGUGGACGACUUCGCCACACAUUUACGUGUCUUUCGCAAAGCCCAGGAUCGGCUCCCUGAUCGGGAGGACAAGCAAAGGGACAUCACAGACGAACUGGUGGACUCGUUCUUCGAAGCCGAAGUGGAGAUGGAGCGAAAGAUUUGUCGAGAUGUUGUUUGCACGUCACUCAAAGAAGAGGAAGGUUUUCUGCGUGACUUGUGUGAGUUGCUUCUGUACCUGUUACUACCUCCUGGAGAUUUCCACAACAAGAAUAUGAGAUACUUCCUCAGAGAGGUUCUUGCACGUGGCGUGCUCCUCCCCCUGAUCAACCAGCUGAGCGAUCCAGACUAUAUCAACCAGUUUGUCAUCUGGAUGAUUCGGGACACCAGCUGUAACUAUGAAGCUUUCAUGAACAUUCUGAAACUGACCGACAAGCCUGCUGAGCUAGAAGCUGUGAAGGACAAGGUGCUGGAGGAGCUGCAGUAUCUUCGCUCUCUGGACACUGCUGGAGAUGACAUCAAUGUGAUCAAGAACCAGAUAAACAGUCUUCUAUUUGUGAAGAAGGUGUGUGAGACCAGGAUCCAGAGACUGCACUCUGGCAAGGAUGUGGAUGCCUUUAAGCUGGCAGCCAACUUUGGCAAGCUGUGUGUCAUCCCAUUGGACCACAUCCUCGUCCACAACAUAGCGCUGCAGUUCUUUAUGGAUUUCAUGCAGGCAGCGGGAGCCCAGGCGGAACUCUUCUUCUGGCUCACGGUGGAGGGCUAUAGAGUGACGGCUCAGCAGCAGCUGGAAGCCAUGCAUGACUGGCAGAAAGAUGGGAAGAAACAAAGCAGCACCACCAAGGGGCUGCUAAAGGCUGCUGCAUUGGGAGUCUAUGAGCAAUACCUCUCAGACAAGGCUUCUCCCCGCGUUCAAGUGAGUGAGUCGUCAGUGGUAGAACUGGGAGAGAGGCUGCAGAGAGAUGACCCCACUCCGGAGAUAUUUGAUGACAUCCAGAGAAAGGUGUAUGACAUGAUGCUACGUGAUGAGCGCUACUACCCCUCCUUCAAGCAGAGUCCUCUCUACGUCCGCAUGCUGGCAGAGCUGGACAUGCUGAAGGAGCCCAGCUACCGGGGGUCAGACGAUGGCGACGGCGAGUCUUUCAACGGAUCUCCGACUGGAAGCAUAAACGUAUCUCUGGACGACCUGUCCAACUCCUGCCAUGACGAAUCUAUGCACAUCCAUGCCUUCAUCUCUGAUACAGCUGAUGCGUCUCUCCCUGGCUUUUGGGCUGCUGCAGGGGUCUGCAAUGACCACGGUAAAACCUACGCACUGUACGCCAUCACUGUGUUAAGACGCAACCCGGACGGCAGCGAAGACUGCUGGAAGACGUACCGGAGGUACUCGGACUUCCAUGACUUCCACAUGAGGAUCACAGAACAGUUUGAAAACUUGGCGUCCAUCCUCAAGCUGCCUGGGAAGAAGACCUUCAACAACAUGGACAGAGAGUUUCUGGAGCGGAGGAAGAAAGAUCUCAAUGCAUAUCUACAGGUGCUGCUGAACCCAGAGACGGUGAAGGCCUGUCCGACCCUGAUCCAGCACGUCUAUGUUUUCCUGGAGAACAAGGCCUACAGCAAGGGCAAAGGAGAGUUUGCACGCAAGAUCGACACGCUUGUGAAUCCCCUGCGGAGCUCCAUGAGGAAUGUGUCCAACGCAGUCAAGGCGCUGCCCGACAGCCUGGCUGAAGGCAUGAACAAGGUGUCGGACAACAUGGGCCGCAUGUCUGAGCGCCUGGGCCAGGACAUCAAACAGUCCAUAUUUAAGGUUCCCCCCCUACUGCCCAAGUCUGACAUUGACCCUGAGCACUGUCGGGUAUCGGCCCAGCUGGACGACAACGUGGACGACAACAUCCCUCUGAGAGUGAUGCUGCUCCUCAUGGACGAGGUGUUCGACCUGAAGGAGAAGAACCAGUGGCUGCGCAGGAACAUCAAGAACCUGCUGCAGCAGCUCAUCCGAGCCACUUACGGAGACACCAUCAACAGGAAAAUCGUGGACCAUGUGGACUUCCUCACGUCCCCAGAGCAGGUGGCAGAAUACGUCAAGAAGUUCAGGGACUCCUACUGGCCCAACGGUAUUCUGGCAGAGAAGUCUCCUCGCCGGGACAAGUGCGUGCGCAUGAGGACACGUGUCGCUGCGAAAACCAGUCUGCUGGGGAUCAUGCCAGACGAGCUCAAGCACAUCAUCGGCGCGGACACCACCAGGAAGGGGAUCUUGCGAGUCUUCGACAUGUUCCAGUAUCAGCCCAUGAACCGGCGCCUGGUCUACGUGUUCCUAGAAGGCUUCCUGGAGACCAUGUUUCCCCAGUACAAAUUCCCCGACCUCUUCGUCAAACUGCACUCCCGCUCCCCCCGCCUGCACAGAUACAGCCAGAAAUUCAAAUCCUCCUCGCUCAAGAGGUGACAGGAGACCACGACUGGACACACGCGUGCUGAGAGCGAGACACAUCUUCAACAUGACGUGCGUUUUGUGUUGUGGCCCCUCACACCUGCCGACACUCCCCUUCUCUGUUAGACUUCAGUUGGGCCAUCGAUGCUGCUGUCUUGUGGUCUGGACACGACUGUUCUGUUGUGAACCUGCAGACGCACACACCUUGCCUUACCGCCCUGCUUCUGUCAGUCAGUGCGGUCGUCCUCUCACCCCGCCCGACCCCUGAGAGCUGCACACAUUCUCAUAGCAACCAAAUAUCUCCGUCACGCGGUUUUUAAAACGGUUACAGAACAAAGCUUUUUUUUAAUGAUAGUUACAUUAUUUUGCUCUAAAACUCCGCCCCUUUAAAUCGAGUGUCGCAGACCUGUGAUGACCAAAGCUCCUUCUCUCCGUACCUGCAGUCUGGGAGGUUGAGACCCUUGUCGGAAGCGACACAAGGCGCUUCAAGAAUGUAUUUGGCUUGUGUCGGUUUGUGUGUGUGUGUGUGAGGUGAGAAGCUGAAACCCUCUUCAGUCAGUAACUGUGCGUGAUUUUGAGCCAGCCUUAAAGUUGUUAACGUAAACUGACCGCCAGACGCAUGCGAGCUACAGCUCCUCAUCACUGACUGAGACAUGACUGAGAUAUAUAUAUAAAUAUAUAUAUAUAUAUAUAUAUAUAUAUCCACCUUGUGUCCCGAAUCACUUUUAAGUUUUGUGCAAUAUUUCUUGAAUCAUUAUAUACUGAAAAAAAAAGGUUAUUUUAAUAGAAAAUUGAAAUGUUACACCGUAAAAUAUCGACAACUUGACAUUCCAUUGUUGUAAAAAGAAUAUUAUUUUUAUGGACUUGUUUUAUAAGUCUGCGUUUUAUUUGUUUAAAGAAGCUUCCUCUCACAUGUCCGUCUCUCCCACUGGCGCGGGUGUCAUCAGACGAAGGCAGUUAGGAGCUCUUUUUUUUAAGUAUUUUAUGGUGCAGGGGUUGUUCAGCACGAACAUGCCGUCUGCGGUGAAGCUCACAGGGAGCCUGCGGACGAUGGAAUCACUGCUAAAGAGCACUUAAGUAGCAACCGAGGGAGAGAACUCUUCCUAUUGGCUGAGCCAGAGCCCCUUCCUGCUGCAGUGAUCCUCGCUCUGAUGAUCCACGGCAGACUCUUGACAGAGCCCCCGGGUCGUGACCUCAGACGUGACCACAGUGAACGCCGCACAUCUUCGUACAGGAAGGCUUUUUAACCUCAGUAUAUAUGACAAUGACAAAAUGUGCAUAUGUGUGUACAGUAUGUGUUCUAGUGUGCCUAAAUGUACUGUCAACUCUAUUUUCAUAUUUUUUGUUUAACCUAAAAAAAAAACGUCAAUCAGAAUGUCAUAAUCAUUUUAUGCGACUGAAAUUAUUUGUAUGUGUGUGUUUAUGUUCCUGCAGGCUUCUCAAACUUCCUCCGGAGCGUCAGCGCUCAGAUCAGUAUAACACUAAUAAACGGCAGACUAACAGGCCAACUCGUCUUUGUCUUGC
Messenger RNA from Synchiropus splendidus (mandarinfish), 4621 nucleotides. It is a transcript of the gene snx13, whose product is annotated as sorting nexin 13. Gene Ontology annotation, molecular function: phosphatidylinositol binding. Gene Ontology annotation, cellular component: early endosome. Bases 179 to 3112 code for a protein of 977 amino acids. NCBI's taxonomy places the organism in Eukaryota, Metazoa, Chordata, Actinopteri, Syngnathiformes, Callionymidae. The transcript has 25 exons. The record is from RefSeq and is a predicted model, not a curated record.